Molecule: messenger RNA, 3655 nt
Organism: Xiphias gladius (swordfish)
Lineage: Eukaryota; Metazoa; Chordata; Actinopteri; Istiophoriformes; Xiphiidae
Gene: rx1
Product: retinal homeobox gene 1
Exons: 3
Coding region: 146-1216 (356 amino acids)
Biological process (GO): positive regulation of transcription by RNA polymerase II
Molecular function (GO): DNA-binding transcription factor activity, RNA polymerase II-specific; RNA polymerase II cis-regulatory region sequence-specific DNA binding
Source: RefSeq, a predicted model, not a curated record
AGGAUAAUCAGGCUCUUGUAGAUGGAAGGAUGAAGAGAGUCUUCUAAGGUAGCCUGGUGAUCUCUGACCUAUUAUUGUACCUUUAGUCUUUCACUUAAACCCCUUUACUCUGACCUCAGGCCUCGGUGAGUGCCCAGACGCUCGGAUGCAUUUAUCACUGGAUACCAUGAGCAUGGUGGACGACAGCUGCCUCUCACCCAGCAACUUCCACGAAAUGGGGAAAGGUGGGGGCUUCGCUGCGGGAGGCCGCGUCCACAGCAUUGAUGUGAUUCUCGGUUUCAGUAAAGACCAGGACCCCCUGCUCAGUCCUGCAGGGGACCCGGGACCUCAUAAAGUGGACAUAGAUGGUCUGGCCGAGUCUGGGAAGCAGCAGGAGCCCAUGUCACACCCGUCCUACAGCGGACACCUUUCCUCUCUGAGAAACGGCAGCACAGAGCAGCAGCAGCAGCAGUACCACGAUACUGGAUUAUUCACAAAUAAGUGUGAUGAGGAACUGAGUGAGCUGAGGAAGAGUGCAGACAGUGAUGAAGGCAAGUCUCCGGAUCCUUGCAAGGACGAUCAGCCCAAGAAGAAGCACCGGCGCAACCGCACCACCUUCACCACCUACCAGCUGCAUGAGCUGGAGCGUGCCUUUGAGAAGUCCCACUACCCAGACGUGUACAGCCGAGAGGAGCUGGCCAUGAAGGUGAACCUCCCUGAAGUUCGAGUUCAGGUCUGGUUCCAGAACCGCAGAGCUAAAUGGCGUCGGCAGGAGAAAAUGGAUGCCAGCACCAUGAAGCUCCAUGACUCACCCAUGCUGUCCUUCAACCGCCCAGCACCAGUUCACACCAGCAUGGGUCCAAUGACCAACUCCCUCCCCUUGGACCCCUGGCUGACCUCUCCCCUGUCCAGCGCCACACCGGUCCACAGCAUCCCAGGCUUCAUGGGUCCACCUCAAGGCCUCCAGACCAGCUACCCCAGCCACAGCUUCCUCAACUCCACUCCUCAUCCCCCUCAUACUCAUCCUCAUCCUCAUUCUCACCCUCAUCCUCAUCCUCAUCCGUCCAUGGGUCAGGGGAUGCAGAGUAUGGCUCCUCCUCCUUACCAGUGUCCGGCACCGUACCCUGAUAAAUAUCCUCUGGAGGACGUGGACCAGCGCAGCUCUAGUAUUGCUGCACUGAGAAUGAAAGCAAAGGAACACAUCCAGUCUAUGGACAAGACCUGGCAACCCAUGUGACUAACAAACCUGGCAGCCCAUUUGAGUGACAUUGGGAAAUGGAGAUGCUGAAGUUUUUCUUGGGUUUCAGGGUGACAGACAUUGAGUACAAUGUUGGAAAAGAUGGCACUGCCAUGUCUGUUACCCACAGAGCAAAGGACAUGGAUUUUGAACUGUGAAGACCGAGGAUUUUAGGACUUUUAGUUUGGACUUUCUUUUUAUUUUUUCCAGUUUUCCUCAUCUCAAGGACAUGAAGCAGACAAAUAAACUCUGAACUGUUAAAUUUAAACUGUUCUCCCUCCAAUCUGUAGGUGUUUAGUGUUUAGCUUUGGGUGCUGUAAACUGUUGGCAAAUGUCUUCUUGGUGACUGUUGCUCUAAUCACAAUUUGCAUUCCCGGAGCUGAUGCACAAAAAUGUCUUUCCUUAUCAACCACUUUUUAUAACAAACCACAGGGAUGCUUCCCUUUAAUUGAAUGCAAAGGUCUACCCAUAUUCAUGAGCUGAUAUGAUAUCUGCUGAUAUUGGCAUGUUUUCAGGGGUCACAAACAUACUUUGAACCUAUAUGUAGGAAACGGUAAAAUAAUUUUCUCCAUGCCUGGUGAUGUUUAUUCGUCCCUUGUGACAGCUCACAGCAGAGAACAGCAGUUCAUGAACAAAUGUGACAUUAUGAAAAUCACUAAAAUGAAGCAUUGCUGUAGGUAUUACAAUUUUUCUCAUCGCUUUUUUCCUUUAUUUGUGUCAAUCAUCAGACUAAUUGAGUCAGACAAAACAUCACAUUCUAUUGUUCAUUCUUUACUUUUCCCAUUUUCAUCAGCAAGUUUGUGUUUUUACUAAUUAAUCCAAUUGUCGAAUUUUCAUGGGUCAGCUGAUCAGAGUCUCUGAGUACUUUGUGAAUGAAAGUCUGAUCUCAGUUUAAUGUGAGAGCAGCUUUUAAAGAAAAUCAAGGUGCAAAGACAGAUAACAAUAUCUCUCUGACUGUGACUGUAAAUCCACUUCUCUCUCACUAAUCUCCCACUUAUAGUAUGGUUUAUGUUGCUACUUACUGGCUGCCCAGUUUAGACAUUUGAGCCUGUAGUUUAUAGAUACCCUGGUAUAACUGGAGGAUGACGACAGCUCAUGGUUUUCAAUUUACAGGGAGAGGAAAUUCUCCCAAAAUAAUGGAAUCUCACAAACUGUAAACUAGAUAAUUGUGUGGCGGGAAAGUGUUCUAGAGUCAGAGAUAUGAUGGCACCUUCUAAGUGGACCUGGGCUGUGAAUAUACCAAAAAUAAUCCUGCACGAUUAUCUUUUGUCUGAUUUGUGCUGAGAUGCUUUAAAGAAGGAAGGGAGGGAGGAAGGAAGGAAAAGAGGAAGGCUAGUGAACAGAGUAACCCUCUUUUUGCUUGAGUGGCUGCUGGAGGAGAAAACCUGUUGGCAGCUCAGUGUUGGGUGGCUGCGUGUACGUGCAGGGCAGCAGAAAGAGCCCUGUGUGAUGCAUCACCCCACAUAGUUUAGUCUUUGUUCGGCACAAUUGAUCCAAGUGUAUCCUCUUUGUCUGAAAUUGAACGGGGGGAAACGGUCUCAGGCUGCACUAAAUAGGCCCUUGUAACCAUUUUGCCAUGGAAGUUUUUUUUUCUCUCUUUCUUAAUCAAAGGAGGAGAAUCGUGGAUUGUAGCUGCUACGGUCAUUAGUGACACAAUAUUGGUCUUUUACCAUCUGUUACAGAGUAAAGCUCCAAUUAUCUUAAAGGUACAGAAGAUCAGCUCUAAACAGUAUAUUUCAUUUGAACAGUAGAGCUAAAAUUACUAGUAUUUUGUACUGAGAUAUUUAGGAUCUACAGCAGCUCACAAAACUAAAUAUGCGCAGGCAGAAAAGUUAUAUGGUAACUUUUAUGACUUGGUUAUGGAGCAAGGGGGAGAGAAAAUCAUUCAUCUCAAAGUGCAAUUUCAGAAUCCUUUUUAUUUUUUGUAUUUUUUUUUUUUAAAGGAGAGUCAUUUUACCCAUAACUGCCCAUUGCAUGGUUGUGAUAUUUCACUUAAUGUGAUUUGAAAAUUGUGCUGACAGCAAGUCAUAAAUACAGCUACAACAGCAGCAAGAACAACAACCAUAUGUAGUCAUUUCUGGUUCAUUGGAAAAAAAACCCAUUGUUGUACUGUUCAGAGAGGGGAAACACAGUGUUGCAUCUGCUGCUCAUGAUCAGUCGUCAUGUAGUUCUUUUUUAAUGUUGUUGGUUAGUGAUGUUUAGACUUCCUGUUGGACAAUGCCAGGACCACAGAGGAAAUGAGGAUUACCUUGCACAUUAAGAGCUUCUUUAGGAUGCUACAUAAAUGUGAUUUUGGACCAAGAAUAAGCCAAAGGUUAGAUAAUGGACAAAACUGCACUAGAUGUUUGCCAGUUUUCUUUUUUUUUUAUGUGAAAAUGCACAGGAUAUUGUUUCCUGUAUGGCUGUUUUGUUUCUUACAUGUUGUAGUUAUAUCUGUCU